AUUUACACUGCGCUCUGAAUCCGAUUCUCUCAUACACACUCGCUGUCUUCAUCAUUCUCCCUCUCGGAUUCUCCGCAGAAAGAAGAAAUAGAAAACAGUAGAACUUUGCAUAUUUGGUUAGAGUAUUGGUUGUUGGACAUUAACUAUACUGAUUCAAGAAUCAAAGCAAUAAGUCAGACUCCAAGAACAGUGUCUAGGACUCUUGCUGGUAAUAUUCCAGAUUUAGGGUCUUGUGAAUUAUCCCAGGAAAUUAGUUAUCAAUUUAGUGAUCAAUCUUACUUUGCCGCAGGUGUAAGCAUGUCAACUAUCAAACUUCCUUCUUCCUGCAUCAUGAGAGCUGGAGCACAGAGCAUGAGUGCCAAUGCCCGGUUAUCUAAAAAACCUUCUUCUCUCGGUUCAAUAAAGAAUACCCCAAAAUCAUUUGGUUUUAAAGCUUCCUCCUCCUUCAAGGUAUCUGCAACUGCAACAUACAAAGUGAAGCUAAUUGGACCGGAUGGAACAGAGAGUGAAUUUGAAGCUCCUGAUGACGCUUACAUCCUCGACUCAGCUGAGAAUGCAGGAGUAGAUAUACCCUUCUCAUGCAGGGCUGGAGCUUGCUGUGCCUGCGCCGGCCAGAUAACAUCAGGUUCAGUAGACCAAUCCGAUGGAUGCUUCCUGGACGAGAGCCAGAUGGAAAAGGGGUAUGUUCUCACAUGUGUCGCUUAUCCAAAAUCGGACUGUGUUAUUCACACUCACAAGGAAUCUGAUGUCAAUUAACCAAUUUGAUGGGUGGAUGAAAUAAACUUCUCUUAGUUAGAGCUCGCUCUUGCUUUAGAAAAACCAUUGUCCGAAAUCAAAAUGGUAUUGUGAUGUAUUUCAGAUAUUAUAUUAAUGCAGUACAAUUAUCAGUUUAGCUCUUGCUACUGAGUUGUUACCCUCAAUGUGUAAGGAUAAUUUGCAUCAU
Messenger RNA from Papaver somniferum (opium poppy), 943 nucleotides. RefSeq names its product ferredoxin, root R-B1-like. Lineage: Eukaryota; Viridiplantae; Streptophyta; Magnoliopsida; Ranunculales; Papaveraceae. The record is from RefSeq and is a predicted model, not a curated record. Gene Ontology annotation, biological process: electron transport chain. Gene Ontology annotation, molecular function: 2 iron, 2 sulfur cluster binding; electron transfer activity. The coding region runs from base 298 to 756 and encodes 152 amino acids. The transcript has 2 exons.